Messenger RNA from Paramuricea clavata, 1257 nucleotides. NCBI's taxonomy places the organism in Eukaryota, Metazoa, Cnidaria, Anthozoa, Malacalcyonacea, Plexauridae. The record is from the annotation of a GenBank genome assembly.
AUGAAAAAGAGACUGGCAAAGACUUUGGAAACAACAAAAUUUGCCGGUUCCCCUAUAAUUGCAGUUGCUGCCAAACCAGACAGUCCAGACGAAGGCGCUACAGAAUCACUGGGCAUGAAAGAGAUGACAGAAUUAUUGACGGCCAAAGCGUACGUCCCUCAGCGAAACAACAGUGGCCCUUUCCUGUUUGCCGUCGACCAUUGCUUCUCUGUCCGGGGGCAAGGAACCGUCAUGACAGGGACAGUGUUGAAAGGCAGUGUAUCCGUGAAUGAUAAUGUUGAGAUCCCGUCUUUGAAAGUCGUUAAAAAGGUCAAAUCCAUGCAGAUGUUUCGACAACCUGUUUCAACAGUCAGCCAAGGUGAUCGAGCCGGCAUAUGUGUGACGCAGUUCGAUCCAAAACUCUUAGAACGAGGGCUAGUAUGUCAACCUUCUAGCAUACCAACUAUUUUUGCCGGCAUUAUUUCUGUGGAAAAAAUCCAGUAUUAUAAAGGGCCAGUCGCUUCCAAAGCUAAGUUUCAUAUCACAGUUGGACAUGAAACAGUGAUGGGAAAGGCUCAAUUUUUUGGGCUACCUGUGUCAGUAGACCCGUCGCCGAAUACAGAGGAUUUCGACUUCUCACAAGAGUAUAUAUUUCAAGAAGAAUUGCAUGAAGUAUCUAAGGGGAAAGAUAAGGAAACUGCUGUCAAUUCAGAGCCUUUGGUGAACGUAGAACAGCAGUAUGCUGUUUUAGAGCUUGAGAAGCCAGUCACAUGUCCAAAUUCAAGCCUUGUGAUUGGCUCUCGUCUUGAUACAGAUAUCCAUUUAAACACUUGCCGUCUUGCAUUUCAUGGAAAGUUUUUGACAACGUUUACGGACAAGAAUUACACCGAAACCAGUUUGCCAGAAUUAAGAAUUUUUAAAAAGAAAAGUCGAGUUGGGGAAGUGGAGAGGGCGGUCGACGAGUACUCGUUAGUUGGGAGAGGGCUUUUUAAGAAGGAGACUAACAUGGCGUUAUUUUCUAACCUCAAAGUGAGGCUCUCCACUGGUGAAGCCGGGGUUAUCGAAGGUGGAUUUGGGCAAAGUGGAAAAUUUAAGGUUCGAAUCCCUGCAGGUUUAUCUCCCGAGAGUUUUAACGUGAUGAGCGCUGGGCAGCGGAAGAAGGGUAAGGGUAAAGGUGUGAGCGCAGAGGAAGGUGGUGAGAAGGUGGCGUCAGUGAAAAUUAUCUUGGAUUUUAAAAGAUAUGUUUUUGAUCCUGAAAAGAAAAUGAUUCAAACAUAA